Molecule: messenger RNA, 1515 nt
Organism: Cyphellophora europaea CBS 101466
Lineage: Eukaryota; Fungi; Ascomycota; Eurotiomycetes; Chaetothyriales; Cyphellophoraceae
Exons: 1
Coding region: 1-1515 (504 amino acids)
Source: RefSeq, a predicted model, not a curated record
AUGGAGCAAGCACUUAGGGCCCGCAGUCUAAGCUCAGCCUCUGCUCGCCGUCAGAGAAUCCAACAAAGGGAGGAGGAACGCCAGAAAGCUCGAGAGAGUGCAAGAGAGAGGGUUCUAGCCCUGCAAGAUCUUUCCGACCAGGACUCUCAAUCUGGCUCUGACGACGAAACGCCGGGAAGCAGUCACAGCCGUGACGAUUCUCUAGAGACUUCCUCCGAAUACAGCUUGAGCACGCCUCAGGAUACUCCUCACGCUAUGUCCGACAAGACACCGUCUUUAAUCAACACCCGAAGACCUGCGCUACAAGUUCUCGUGCCUGAAACGCCCGUCGACGGAAAACAAAAUGACAUACCCGAGCCCGAAUCAGGACCCAAGCUGCAUGCCUCACUUGCAACAUAUGCCGAUUUCCAGUACGAUCGGUAUUCCAUGAUACUCGACUCUCCCGUGGAAGUUGUCUCUUCACCAGUCACCGAUACAGAUGGGCAAGAAUCGCUAUGCGAGGUUGCUACCCCAGUUUCCUUCCGUCUCCCACGUGCCAAACCCGCCGUAGUGUCAAUCACUUCGCGAUCGUCGAACAACAACCGUCGAACAUCGUCAUCGGCAAGCUUAUUACUUCACAUUGCUACGCAACGAUCGGUUACCAUGCCCCCAGAGAUACCUGCCCGCUCGGCCCAUCGAUUGUCGCAGUUGAGUCAGAAGUCAGGAUUCCUAGCCUCUGAAGCCGCCCCCUUCCAGGUUCCUGAUCUGCCAUCAAACGCGAUGUACAUGAUUGCAAACGCAAGUCGGGACUCGCUAUCAUUGAGCACGCACAGUGUCGAGCCCAAUUCAAGAUCCCACGCACAACGCAAGAGCAGCAUGCCGUUGCUCUCCGCAGCUUUCAGAUCAAGCCACUCAAGAAUGAGCAGCAUUAAGGACUUAGUAUCACCUGCUGUGAGCGGACGGCAGAAUAAUCGACAAGACCGCCCUCGCACUGCCGCUGCCGAUGGAAUGAAUUUUGAGACGGUACCCGCCGAUUUCCACGAGCCACCAACGAAUCGCAACAGAACCUCGCACCGGCCUUCUACCUCCUACGCAAGCAUCUCCCAUGCUAGCAUCCGUAAUGGUAGUGUGACGGCUCUACCCAUUCCGCCUGCCGAGCUAAGGGCCCAUACUACAGACUACCCCCAGACCAGGGAGGACUCACCAUCGCCAGAGUUCAACAUGCCCCGUAAGAAGAGCUUUCAAACGCUACGCAAAAGAAGCGAGAGCAUCGGCAACGCUAUCAGAUUUGUGUCGGGAGCAAAGAAGGGCACACGCGACAGCAAAGUCCCUCCAACACCUACCGCGGUUCCGCCUUUACCCUCAGGCAUGGAUUAUCGCAAGUCGGUUGAUCUAAGCAACUUUCCCAGCCCACCACCACCGAUGCCGUCACCGCGCGGUCAACUGAGAAAGAGUGUCACAAGUGCACAUUACUCGCCGUUUCCAAACAGCUACAGCGGCAACAAGGGGAUAGUGGGCCUUGGCAUCCGCACGUGA